This is a messenger RNA of Sorghum bicolor (sorghum), 6319 nucleotides long. RefSeq names its product callose synthase 9. Bases 312 to 6035 code for a protein of 1907 amino acids. Lineage: Eukaryota; Viridiplantae; Streptophyta; Magnoliopsida; Poales; Poaceae. The record is from RefSeq and is a predicted model, not a curated record. Gene Ontology annotation, molecular function: 1,3-beta-D-glucan synthase activity. Gene Ontology annotation, biological process: (1->3)-beta-D-glucan biosynthetic process. Gene Ontology annotation, cellular component: plasma membrane; 1,3-beta-D-glucan synthase complex. The transcript has 51 exons.
UGGCGCCGAUUUUCGACGCGUAGAUCUCACCGGCUAGCACAGUUCAGAGAUUUUCCUCGCGUCCUCUCCGGCCUUCCGCUUCCGCUGCCUUCUCCCCCCACUAGCCCACUGCUCCUCCUUUCCUCUCUCCGCCCACAGCUCGAACGCCACCACCUCCGUCCUACGCAGCGUUCGAAACCCUAGCGCCGAUCCCCGUCGCCACUCGAUCGCAGACGCUUGGACGGGCUCGGGGCCCAUGACGAGCCGCCUCUGAGCGCGCAAGAGGCUAGACUGCUGGGUGUCGUCUAGCUAGAUCCGAGGGGCUUCCGCCGAUGGCUAGGGCGGAGGCCAACUGGGAGCGGCUGGUGCGCGCCGCGCUGCGCGGGGAGCGGCUCGUCGGCGCCUACGGGCAGCCGGUCACCGGCAUCGCCGGGAACGUGCCGUCGUCGCUUGGCAACAACGUGCACAUCGAGGAGGUGCUCCGCGCCGCCGACGAGAUCCAGGAUGAAGACCCCACCGUCGCCAGGAUCCUUUGUGAGCAUGCUUACACGCUAGCCCAGAGUUUGGAUCCCAACAGCGAAGGGAGAGGAGUAUUGCAGUUCAAAACCGGUUUAAUGUCAGUGAUCAGGCAAAAACUAGCGAAGAGGGAAGGUGGUCCUAUUGACCGAAGUCAGGAUAUUGCUAAAUUGCAAGAAUUUUACAAGCUUUAUAGAGAAAAGCAUAAAGUGGAUGAGUUGAUUGAAGAUGAAAUGAAGCUGAGGGAAUCAGCUGUGUUCAGCGGUAACCUUGGAGAGCUGGAACGGAAAACCAGAAAGCGCAAAAAAGUACUUGCGACUUUGAAGGUCUUAUGGUCGGUAAUUGAGGAUAUCACAAAGGAAAUAUCACCGGAGGAUGCAAAAAAUUUGAUAUCUGAAGAGAUGAAAAAGGUCAUGCAAAAGGACGCAGCAAGGACGGAGGAUGUUGUUCCAUAUAAUAUCAUUCCUCUGGAUUCCUUGACUUCUACCACUAAUGCAAUUGUGAAUUUUCCGGAGGUGAGGGCAGCAAUAUCAACUCUUCAGUACCAUGGGGAUCUGCCCAGGCUUCCUAGUACCUUUUCAGUCCCUGAUGCUAGGAAUUCGGAUAUCCUGGAUCUUUUACAAUGUGUAUUUGGUUUUCAGGAGGAUAAUGUGAAAAACCAAAGAGAGCAUAUCAUUCACCUAUUGGCAAAUGAACAAUCUCGUGUGGGAAAACUAUCAGAGAACGAACCGAAAAUUGAUGAGGGUGCCGUGCAUGCUGUGUUUUCUAAAGCCCUUGAUAACUAUAUCAAAUGGUGCAACUAUCUGCCCCUUCGUCCUGUCUGGGAUAACACUGAUUCAUUGACAAAGGAAAAGAAGUUGCUAUAUGUCUGUUUGUACUACUUGAUGUGGGGAGAAGCUGCCAAUGUGCGAUUUAUUCCAGAGGGCUUAUGCUACAUAUUUCAUCAUCUAGCAAGAGAAUUAGGUGAGAUUUUGCGAAAACAAACUGUAGAGCCAGCUGAAAGCUGUAGUUCUGGUGGUGGCGUGUCGUUUCUUGACAAAGUCAUUUAUCCUUUGUAUGAAAUCAUGGCAGCGGAAGCAGCCAAUAAUAAAAACGGGCGUGCACCGCAUUCUGAAUGGAGAAAUUAUGAUGAUUUCAAUGAGUUUUUCUGGUCUCAUAAGUGCUUUCACCUAGGAUGGCCUUGGAAGCUGAGCGACCCGUUUUUCUCUAAGCCCAGUAGGAAGGAUAAGGGCUUGCUAGGUAGGAAUCAUCACUACGGAAAGACAUCUUUUGUGGAACAUAGGACUUUUCUUCAUCUUUACCACAGCUUUCAUCGCCUUUGGAUGUUCCUUAUUAUGAUGUUUCAGGGACUAACUAUCAUUGCUUUCAAUGAUGGUAGUUUUGACAGGAAGACCAUAUUGCAACUUCUUAGUCUGGGUCCUACUUAUGUUGUAAUGAAAUUUAUUGAGAGUCUAUUGGAUAUUCUAAUGAUGUAUGGUGCCUAUUCAAAGUCUCGUGGAUCUGCAAUCACUAGGGUGGCAUGGCGAUUCUGCUGGUUUACUGUAGCUUCAGUUGCGAUUUGCUACCUAUAUAUCAAGGCACUUCAAGAUGGCACAGAGUCAGCAACAUUCAAGAUAUAUGUUUUUGUAAUCAGUGCAUAUGUGGGCGCUAAGAUAAUUAUCAGCCUACUUACGAGUGUCCCUUGUUGCCAUGGUUUGGCUGAGGCUUGCUAUCGCUGGUCUGCUGUACGCCUUGUUAAGUGGAUGCAUCAGGAGAAUAAUUAUGUUGGAAGAGGCAUGCAUGAGAGCCCCCUUGACUAUAUCAAAUACGCCACUUUCUGGAUUGUAAUUCUUGGUGCAAAAUUUUCAUUCACCUAUUUUCUCCAGAUAAAACCUCUUGUAAGUCCAACAAGAACUAUAAUCAGUUUCAGAGGCCUGCAGUAUGCUUGGCAUGACUUUGUCUCAAAGAAUAAUCAUAAUGCUCUUACAAUCCUUUCUUUAUGGGCUCCAGUGCUGUCAAUUUACCUUUUGGACAUUCAUGUAUUCUACACCGUAUUGUCUGCUAUUUAUGGAUUUCUCCUUGGUGCACGCGAUCGCUUGGGAGAGAUUAAUAAUGUCGAGGCAGUUCAUAGAUUCUUUGAGAAGUUUCCUAGAGAAUUCAUGCAUAGACUUCAUGUUGCUGUUCCAAAAAGGAAGCAAUUGCUAUCUUCUGGUCAGGAAACGGAAUUAGACAAGUUUGAUGCAUCUAGAUUCUCCCCCUUCUGGAAUGAAAUUGUGAGGAAUUUACGGGAAGAGGAUUAUAUUAACAAUUUUGAAUUAGAAUUGCUUUUGAUGCCCAAAAAUGACGCUGGAGUGCUUCCGAUUGUGCAGUGGCCACUUUUCUUGCUUGCUAGCAAGGUUUUCUUGGCCAAAGAGAUUGCAGAGGACUGCAAAGACUCACAAGAAGAACUUUGGCUAAGGAUAUCUAAGGAUGAAUACAUGCAAUAUGCUGUUGUAGAGUGCUUCCACAGCAUUUAUCAUAUUCUGACGUCUAUACUAGAGAAAGAAGGACGCCUCUGGGUGGAAAAGAUUUAUGGUGGUAUCCGGGACAGCAUUUCAAACAGGACCAUCCAAAGUGAUCUUCAUUUCAAAAAGUUGCCUAAUGUUAUUGCCAAGCUUGUUGCUGUAUUGGGAAUACUGCGAGGUACGACAGAGUCCAGUGAUCUGAAAAAAGGUUUGGUUAAUGCUAUUCAAGAUCUAUAUGAUGUUGUUCAUCAUGAAGCGUUUUCUGUUAAUAUGAGUGGCCACAUUGAAGACUGGGAUCAAAUUAAUUUAGCAAGGGCUGAAGGUCGCCUCUUCAACAAACUCAAGUGGCCAAAUGAUCCCAAAUUGAAGGACUUGAUCAAGCGAUUGUAUUCACUUCUGACAAUUAAAGAAUCAGCUGCAACUGUCCCUAAAAAUUUAGAAGCCAGGCGGAGACUUCAGUUCUUUACGAACUCUCUGUUCAUGGAAAUGCCCCUUGCACGGCCUGUUUCAGAAAUGGUCUCCUUUAGCGUGUUUACUCCAUAUUACUCUGAGAUUGUUCUCUACAGCAUGGCUGAACUGCAGAAGAAAAAUGAAGAUGGUAUAACUACACUGUUUUAUCUCCAGAAGAUUUACCCAGAUGAAUGGAAGAACUUCCUCACUCGUAUCAACAGGGAUGAAAAUACGCCAGACUCUGAGCUUUUUGGCAACCCAAAUGACAUACUUGAACUACGUCUAUGGGCUUCUUAUCGUGGGCAGACCUUAGCUCGAACUGUCCGUGGCAUGAUGUACUAUAGGAAAGCCCUUAUGCUGCAGAGUUAUUUGGAGAGGAUACAAUCCGAAGAUUUGGAAUCUACAUUAGGGUUGACUAGUUCAGCUGAUACACAUUUUGAGUUGUCACCUGAGGCGCGUGCACAGGCUGAUUUGAAGUUUACAUAUGUGGUUACCUGCCAAAUUUAUGGAAAACAGAAGGGGGAAGGGAAACCUGAAGCUGCAGACAUAGCCUUACUAAUGCAAAGGAAUGAAGCUCUUAGAGUUGCCUACAUUGAUGAAGUUGAGAAUGCUAAGAAUGGAAAACCCAUCACUGAGUAUUACUCAAAGCUUGUGAAAGCUGAUAUUCAUGGGAAGGACAAGGAAAUUUAUUCGAUUAAAUUGCCUGGCAAUCCAAAGCUUGGAGAGGGAAAACCUGAAAAUCAAAAUCAUGCCAUAAUAUUCACUCGUGGAAAUGCAGUGCAAACUAUUGAUAUGAAUCAGGAUAACUACUUCGAGGAGGCACUUAAAAUGAGGAAUCUACUUGAGGAGUUCUCUCUGAAGCGUGGCAAGCAUUACCCUUCAAUUCUUGGUGUUAGAGAGCAUGUCUUCACGGGAAGUGUUUCCUCCUUGGCCUCAUUUAUGUCUAACCAAGAGACAAGUUUUGUGACAUUAGGACAACGUGUUCUGGCUAACCCACUGAAAGUGAGAAUGCACUAUGGUCAUCCAGAUGUUUUUGAUAGAAUUUUUCAUAUAACAAGGGGUGGAAUUAGUAAGGCCUCCCGCAGCAUCAAUAUCAGUGAGGAUAUAUAUGCAGGAUUCAACUCAACGCUGCGUCAAGGAUGCAUAACUCAUCAUGAGUAUAUUCAGGUUGGCAAAGGUAGGGAUGUUGGACUUAAUCAGAUUGCACUCUUUGAAGGAAAAGUUGCUGGUGGAAAUGGUGAACAAGUUCUUAGCCGAGACAUAUAUAGACUCGGACAACUUUUUGACUUUUUCAGGAUGUUAUCCUUCUACGUGACAACUGUUGGAUUCUACUUCUGUACUAUGCUAACUGUGCUGACAGUGUACAUAUUUCUCUAUGGGAAAACGUAUCUGGCCUUAUCUGGUGUUGGAGAAUCAAUUCAAAGUAGAGCGGAUAUACUGCACAACACAGCCUUGGAUGCUGCUCUGAACACUCAAUUUCUUUUCCAGAUUGGUGUAUUUACUGCAGUGCCCAUGAUUCUUGGUUUCAUCCUUGAAUCAGGUGUCUUAACGGCUUUUGUUCAAUUUAUUACAAUGCAGUUCCAACUAUGCUCUGUAUUUUUCACUUUCUCACUUGGAACAAGGACCCACUACUUUGGCCGUGCAAUAUUACAUGGAGGUGCAAAGUAUAGAGCAACUGGUAGAGGUUUUGUGGUACGGCAUAUCAAGUUUGCUGAGAACUAUCGUAUUUAUGCUCGAAGCCAUUUUGUGAAAGGGAUGGAGGUUGCACUUUUGUUGGUUAUCUUCCUAGUGUAUGGGUUUAACAAUGGUGGAGCAGUUGGCUAUAUUUUACUCUCUAUAAGCAGUUGGUUUAUGGCAUUGUCUUGGCUUUUUGCUCCCUACUUAUUUAACCCAUCUGGAUUUGAAUGGCAGAAGAUCGUCGAGGAUUUCAGAGACUGGACAAAUUGGCUGUUUUAUCGAGGUGGUAUUGGUGUUAAAGGAGAAGAAAGCUGGGAAGCUUGGUGGGAAGAAGAACUGCAACAUAUUUACAGCAUUCGAGGGAGGAUACUGGAAACCAUACUAAGCCUGAGGUUUUUCAUCUUCCAAUACGGAGUUGUUUACCACAUGCAUGCCAGCAGAGAAAGUACAGCUUUAUCGGUGUAUUGGAUUUCGUGGGCUGUGCUUGGUGGCCUUUUCAUCCUCCUCUUGGUAUUUGGUUUAAACCCCAAGGCCAUGGUACAUUUCCAAUUGUUCCUGCGUCUAGUCAAAAGUAUAGCGUUAUUGAUGGUUUUGGCUGGUCUGGUCCUGGCAAUUUUGUUUACGGAACUCAGUAUCGGAGACGUUUUUGCUUCGAUUCUAGCAUUUGUGCCAACUGGGUGGGGAAUCAUUUCGAUUGCCAUGGCAUGGAAACCUGUCGUGAAGAAAUUGGGUUUGUGGAAAACUGUCCGUGCCCUAGCUCGCCUGUAUGAUGCUGGCACGGGGAUGAUCAUUUUCAUACCCAUAGCCAUUUGCUCGUGGUUUCCAUUCAUAUCCACAUUCCAGACGCGACUUCUGUUCAACCAGGCGUUCAGCAGAGGUUUGGAGAUAUCUCUCAUCCUUGCUGGCAACAAUCCAAAUGCUGGGAUUUGAUGGUGGCAGUUCCGGUCUUGCUUCACCAAUCUGACUGUGGACCUUUCUUACUUUAAUUAAUCCUCAGUUAACAGUAGCGAUGUACAUAUCUGAUAUCUCCAUGUUCACCGGCAGUUGUUUGCCGUGGGUAUAAAUGUGAACGGCAAUAUUUCUAGAGGUAGCUUGUAUCUGUAUUUGUUCAGCCGGUGUACUUUGUAUGCCACAUCUUAUUUUUUUACAUUGAUAUAUGUGCUGAUUGCAUCAACUGGUUAAUCUUUGUUCAACUGGUUAGUCCUUUUCUCUCA